UUGGAUAUCACACCAGCCUGCCAUUCUGGUAUCAAAUGGCUUAGUAGAUACUUUAAUGCUUGGCCGACUCUGAGUGUAGAUGACGAUUCAUCAGGUGAAGGCAAUCACUUGGAUAAAUCUGAAGGAAACCUUCUUUCAGUCCGUACGGCAGCUGGGCCUCAGAACGAAUAUCAAGCUCCUAUGAACAUAAGUACUAGUGAGCAGAGUUCUGAUUAUAAUAGUGUUUAUUCUGCCUCCCCUUUGAGAUUAAAUGAAGGGGUCCUGCCAACGAAAUCCCCACGCCAACUGCUUGAAGCAUCUCAGAGUUUGCUGGAUGUUUCGCCUGAAGCCGGAUCACCUACCGGCAUUUCCUGCAGACAUCGGUUGAGUGACCAUAAUACAUGGCGCCAAGGUAUAGCUAGAUAUAUAUUGCCUCCCUCCACAUACCCCAGUCAUGAUGCAGUGGCACCUUCGUGGACCGCCGCAACCAGGCCCCGCAACCACACUUCUCUCAUCUCCUCAUUAUCCCACUCUUCUUAUGUCAACCUCUGUCAUUCCUCAUCCUCACAUGAGGAUUUGGUUCGUUUUCCUGGUCUGGCAGUGUUGCGCGAGCUUCUGGUGCUACGUGGAGAAGAGGCUUUCAUUCAAAGAGGCGAAACAAUGGAAGGAAAGUUAAAAUCAAAUAAGUGGGAAAGGAUAUUUGGGCAGAGAAAGAAAUACUUCAGACGUUUAGUGCUUGGAGAAGCUCAGCAGGCUGCUGAGUUACUGCGGAUGAGGAACAACCUAGCCGUUGAUGGUUUAGGCGUCCGAAUGCUCGAGAUAAGUGUAGGUUGA
This is a messenger RNA of Protopolystoma xenopodis, 813 nucleotides long. The record is from the annotation of a GenBank genome assembly. NCBI's taxonomy places the organism in Eukaryota, Metazoa, Platyhelminthes, Monogenea, Polystomatidea, Polystomatidae.